Molecule: messenger RNA, 1674 nt
Organism: Colletotrichum karsti
Lineage: Eukaryota; Fungi; Ascomycota; Sordariomycetes; Glomerellales; Glomerellaceae
Exons: 1
Coding region: 1-1674 (557 amino acids)
Biological process (GO): sulfate assimilation; siroheme biosynthetic process
Molecular function (GO): uroporphyrin-III C-methyltransferase activity
Source: RefSeq, a predicted model, not a curated record
AUGGCGACAACAACAUCCCUCCUCGCAGCCCUCAACUGCAAAGGCAACACCCACCUCAUCAUCGGCACAAACCCCCUCGCCGCCGCCCGCUGCACACAAUCCAUCAACGCCGGCGCAACCCCGAUCCUCCUCGCCCCAGACACCCCAGACCUGCACUACGGCCUCCAAAAACGCAUCGAGGCAGGCGAGGUAGAAUGGCGCAAAAAGGCCUUUGAGGACACCGACCUCUUCACCCUCGGCCGCGACGAUGUCGAUAACGUCGUCGACGCCGUCUUCGUCACCUCAGGCCCGCGAGACCCGCUGAGCACUCACAUCUCGGCGCUGUGCAGGCGGAACCGCAUCCCCGUCAACGUCGUCGACGCGCCGCAGCUGUGCUCAUUCUCGUUGCUUUCGACACACACGGACGGGCCACUGCAGAUCGGCGUCACGACGAACGGGAGGGGUUGUAAGCUUGCGUCGCGGAUCCGGAGGGAAGUUGCUGCUGCGCUGCCUACUGAUCUCGGAGCGGCAUGUGCGCGGUUGGGCGAGGUGAGAAGGAAGAUCCAGUCCGAGGACCAUCUUCCUGACGAAGUCGAUGACUCGUUCGACCAGACGGCGAACUUCAACAAGCUCGUCACGGAGGCGGACUUGGAUGCGGCGAAGAAUAGAAGGAUGAGGUGGCUGAGUCAGGUGUGUGAGUACUGGCCGCUUAAGAGGCUGGCCGCGAUCACCGACGAGGAGGCCGAUUCCGUGUUGAAGUCAUAUUCGGCGGCCGUUGCAAUCUCAGCGGCGCCGGAGACGGCGGGCAAGCCGCCCGCUGCUGGACUUGGUGCGGGAGCGCGGGUGCCGCAGCGGCAGGGGAGGAUUAUUCUUGCCGGUAGCGGUCCCGGACACCCCGAUCUGCUCACUCGAGCGACUCACAAGGCGAUUGAGACGGCGGAUCUCAUUCUGGCGGAUAAGCUUGUCCCGGCAGGUGUGCUUGAUCUCAUCCCGCGCCGUACGCCGGUACAGAUUGCGAGGAAGUUCCCCGGAAACGCAGACCAAGCGCAGGAGGAACUCCAUGAGCUCGCUCUUGCCGGUGCCAAGGAGGGCAAGACGGUGUUGAGGUUGAAGCAGGGCGAUCCGUUUAUCUACGGCCGCGGAGGAGAGGAGGUCGCGUACUUCAGGGAACAUGGAUUCGGAGAUCGCGUCACGGUGCUGCCUGGUAUCACAUCUUCGCUGAGCGCGCCGCUGUUCGCCGGUAUACCGCCUACCCAGCGCGAUGUCGCUGACCAGGUGCUGGUUUGCACGGGUACUGGGAAGAAGGGCAAGCCGCCUGCCCCGCCUGAGUACAUUGCCAGCAGGACAGUUGUGUUCUUGAUGGCGCUGCACCGCAUCACAGGGCUUGUCAGGGAGUUGACGUGCUACCUCGAGACUGAGGAAGUUGAGGGAGAGGUCAAGUCUAAGAGGACUCUGUGGCCUAGGAGUACGCCCUGUGCUGUCAUUGAGAGGGCGAGUUGCCCUGACCAAAGAGUCAUUAGGACGACACUGGAGCACGUCGCUGAGGCUAUCGAGUCCGAGGGCAGCAGGCCACCUGGGCUGCUUGUUGUCGGUAGGGCGUGCGAGGCUCUCUACGAGAAGGAGAAAGGGAGAGCAUGGGCUGUUGAGGAUGGAUUCAAGGGGUUUGACCUUGAGGAGUUGCCUGGAUUAUCAUAA